AUGAUUACCAAGAGUGAUAUCAACAAUAAUAACAACAGUAUUAAUACUGGGAAUAACAAUAACAAUAACAAUAAUUUGACUAAUUUAAAAUCAAACUCAUCGUCAUCAUUAAUGAGUGAUAAAGCAAGACAACAAAACUAUUAUCCAAGUCAAAAGCAAAGUCAAAAGCAAAAGGCAAGAAUGAAACAAAAACCUUCUGGUGCUUCAUCAUCGGCCUCCUCUUUACCAUUACCUGAUUAUGAUGGUGGUUUUGAUUAUAAUGAUGAUUUUGCUAAACUGAUUGAUAGUCAAAUCAAACAACAAUCUCUGAGAGGUAGAGGUAAAAAGAUUUCCAUUGAUCAUUUGUUUUCCUAUGAAUCAUAUCGUGAUCUGGAACAAUUUCAUAAUAGUCAUCAUAAUAAUAAUAUCAAUAAUCAUAAGAAUAGUAGAAGAGGUAGUGGAACCAAAUCAAGAAAAGAUAUCAUUAACAAAGUUCCCUUAAAAGGGAUGACUUUCAUUAAUGUUAAUUAUAAAUUCGUGGUUGAUUAUACUCAAGAUUAUAAUACUCAAGCAUUAGAUCCUAAUAUUCCUGUUAAUGUUAAAGAUAUUAUUCGUAUUAUAGUUCCUCAAGGUAAUUCAUGUCCAAUUUGUCUUUCCGAUGAAAUCAUUGCUCCAAGAAUGCUUUCUUCUUGUGGUCAUAUUGUAUGUUUAAAAUGUCUUUUAUCAUUAUUAGAUAGUGAAGUUCCUGAAGCUAAAAAGAAACAAUCCCUGGCUAUAGUUGAAAAAUAUAAAGAAUGUCCAUUAUGUUCAUCAAUUAUUCGUCAAGAACAAAUAAAACCAGUGUUAAUCAGUAACAUUGAUGGAAGGUUUGAAACUCCAAAGAUUCAUAAUGAAGUGGUGUUAACUUUAAUGUCAAGACCUUCAAAUAGAUUGAUACCUUUACCAAAGAAUUUACAACAAUAUCAUGAAAUUAUUGGUAAUUUCCCCUGGAUUAAUAAUGAUUCAGAUAUUGAAUGUAAUAAAUAUGGUAGAAUCUUUAAAGGAAAUUUCCAAUAUUUAUUAGAUAUAUUUGAAUCUGAAAAAGUUCAAAUUCAUUUCAAUUAUGAAGAAGAAAAAUCGUUAUAUAAUGAAAGUUAUAAGUAUGUCCAAAUGUCAUUGGAUAACAUCGAUAAGGAUAUUGAAAAGUGGUCGAAUUAUUUUAAAGAUACCUCAUCAACUCCUUCUCCUUCUAUUAAUAAUAAUGACAAUAGUACCGAUGUCAGACGGUUUUACUACUAUCAAACUGGAUUCGAUACUAAUGCAACAUAUGUAUUAUCACCUUUGGAUAUUAAAGUUCUUAAAGCAUGUUAUGAUGAUAAUUAUGAGAAUUUACCUUCCAGUAUCGUGGGUAAGAUUGAAAAUAUUAAAUUUGAAGAAUUAACUGAAGAAACAUCAAUUUCAAAAUAUAAAUAUUUAUCACAUUUACCAAUUGGAACUCAAUUAGGAUUUUUAGAAUGUGAUUGGAGGGGGAAAUUAUCAGAAUCAGCAUGGUUAACUUAUAAAGAUGAAUUAAAUAGAAGAAGUCAUUUAUCAAAUAAGAAAUUCAAGAGAGAAGAACGAAAUAAACGAAGAGCUAUAAAUCAAGAAGAAAUUAAAAAUCGGAAUUUCUUCAUCACUGAAAAUUCCACUUCCCCAAAUCAUAGUCAUAAUGAAGAUCUUGAUUAUGGGAUUGGAAGUUUAUCUAUCAAUGAUAAUCGUCGGAAUAUCUAUUUACCAGUAUUGGAACAUGAAAGUAAUAGUGAGGCCGGUGGUGAUGAUGAAUUUGAAGAUCAUAAUGAUGAUUCUAUAAGUAAUGGAUCACCAAAUUUGACCGCUGCUACUACAACUAUGGCUGAUACUAAUGAUAAUACCCAAUAUGAAACCACGGUAUGGGGGACAAAAAUACCAAAACGGAAUGAUAAUAAUGAUACAAGUAAUGAAUAUGAUGGAGAUUAUGAUGGAUAUGAAGAUGAUGGAUGGGAUGCUGAAGAAAUGAUACGAAAAGCUAGAGAAGAAAUGCAAAGACAAGAAGAAUUAGAAUCACAAGCAGGAUCUAAUAAACUGAAAAAGAAGAAGAAGAAGAAGUUAAUUCUCUUAUCUUCUAACAGUGCAUGGUGA
Molecule: messenger RNA, 2115 nt
Organism: Scheffersomyces coipomensis
Lineage: Eukaryota; Fungi; Ascomycota; Pichiomycetes; Serinales; Debaryomycetaceae
Exons: 1
Coding region: 1-2115 (704 amino acids)
Biological process (GO): positive regulation of transcription by RNA polymerase II
Molecular function (GO): metal ion binding; transcription cis-regulatory region binding
Source: RefSeq, a predicted model, not a curated record